Messenger RNA from Rasamsonia emersonii CBS 393.64, 1233 nucleotides. RefSeq names its product Regulator of gluconeogenesis Rmd5. Gene Ontology annotation, biological process: proteasome-mediated ubiquitin-dependent protein catabolic process. The transcript is spliced from 4 exons. Bases 1 to 1233 code for a protein of 410 amino acids. The record is from RefSeq and is a predicted model, not a curated record. Gene Ontology annotation, cellular component: GID complex; nucleus; cytoplasm. NCBI's taxonomy places the organism in Eukaryota, Fungi, Ascomycota, Eurotiomycetes, Eurotiales, Trichocomaceae. Gene Ontology annotation, molecular function: protein binding; ubiquitin protein ligase activity.
AUGGACCUCGUUCAGAAGGAGCAUGAGCGCCUCUGGAAGCGCCUGCAGAGCUCCAAGGGCAUCAGCGAUGUCCAGGCGACCAUCGAUCUGCUUCAGGAAGCACGCGAUACCAUUGCCGCCGAUCCAACAAAGGCUUCGAUCACGUUGGCCAAGCUCCAGAAUCCCGUGAAGGCAUCCUUCGACGCCACGAACGAGAGUCUAAAGGAAACCCAUAGCAGCUUAAACAAGUACACGAAAGCACUCGACAAGUUAUUCAAAGAUCGUCCAUUACCCAGCAUCGAAUAUGACGCCCUUUCGUCUUCGCCCGCGCUCGUGAACCGAGCGAUAGCCAUGCAUCUCCUGCGAGAAGGCCAGUUUUCGGUGGCAGCUACGUUUCUCUCAGAGGUCUCAGAGAAGAUGGCAUCUGCCCAGCCUGGAAAUGACGGGCAAGGUCGCCCCGAAGAUGCAGAUGCUCUGUCACUGGAGCAGAUUCAGUCCGGAGAAAUUCGCAAGCAGUUCGCCAACAUGUAUGAGAUUCUACAUGAGCUGAAGGAGGAGUCGAAUUUAUUGCCAGCCAUACAAUGGGCGAGGGAACACAGAGAAGCCUUGGAGGCAAGGGGCAGCAAUCUCGAAUUUGAGCUUUGUAGGCUCCAAUUUGUCUGGCUGUUUCAUGGUGGGAAAGACCGACAGGGGUCAUUCGUGUCCGGUCGACAGGCCGCCUUGGAGUAUGCCAGAAGGGAAUUUCAUGUCUUCCUCCCUCGAUAUCAGCGGGAAGUCCAGCAGCUCAUAGGAGCCAUGGCCUUCUGCCCCAAUCUCGAGGAUUCGCCCUACAGGGCCAUAUUCAACAACCCGACUGCCUGGACGGAUGUUGCGCACUCCUUUACCCGAGAGUUCUGCUCGCUUUUGGGGCUUUCUGCGGAUUCCCCUCUGUACAUUGCGGCAACCGCCGGGGCCAUCGCGCUCCCUACCCUUCUCAAGCUGCAAACCAUAAUGAAGGCCAAGAGGACGGAGUGGACCUCGCAGAACGAGCUACCAGUCGAAAUUCCCCUUCCGCCAUCGUAUCUAUUCCAUUCGAUUUUCGUAUGUCCCGUCUCCAAGGAACAGACCACCGAUCAGAAUCCGCCGAUGAUGAUGCCAUGUGGUCAUGUCAUUGCGCAAGAGUCCCUCACACGGUUGAGCAAGGGUAGCAAAUUCAAAUGCCCUUACUGCCCCAACGAGAGCCACCCCAGGGACGCGCGCAAGGUGUUCCUAUAA